CUUGACUACACCACUCUAUACAUCUUCGACAUGCAUAGUCUACGAAGAUCUAAUGUUUAAUCACACAGCUUAAGCAAGGGAAAGAGAACAAAAUGGACCCCCACCUCAAAAUGGAUCUGAAAAUGGAUCCCAAAAUGGACACCAGGAAGAUCAGCGCCCAGCGUCUUCCCCCGCCGGUCCUCUUCCAAGGCCCCCCAUCCCAUAACGCCUCCAAUCUCUCCCUCCCACCACCGGUCUCCGCAGUCCCAACAGCCGGAACCAGUCCGCGCCCGCCUCUCCAGCGGAAUCGCUCCUCUCGGGGCCUGGAUGCCCCAGGGUCCCUGUCGCCGUUCCUCAGCCGAAAACAGUCCAAGGGGGAGGUGGAUGGCUCCGAGGCAAUCUGGCAGGAGAUGCAGAGUGCGUUGUCGGAGGUGGAAUUGAGUGCCGCCACGGGGGAACAUGUCUUUGGGGAAAAGCAUUCCGAGGCGUUGGAGGAUCUCCGCAUGAAACAGCUGAAGCUCGCGCAGGCGUGGGCGCGCAGUGAGGCGGGGGAUGAAGUCGUGGAGGGGAAGGGGGCGGCUGUCGCAAAGAGUAAUGCCUCUUUGAGACCGGCGUCGCGCAGUACGGCUGGGGCUGGGGAGGCGGGGAAUAUGGAGGAUGGGGCUUCGAGGAACUUGGAUGAGGAGACGGAGAAGGAUAUUCUUCUGGCGCGGGAGAGACGUGAGGCGAAUGAUCGGUACUUUGAUCGGGUUAAUAAUGGGGUGCUGGAUGUUGUCGCGAAACUGGAGGAGGUUGCUCAGGCUAUGCGCGCGGUCGAGAGGGAGAGCAAAGACAUCUGGAGCGAUACUGAUAGUCUGAGUACGACGACGCAGACGACUGAUACUGGAUGACGUUGUUUGGCUCUGCAGCGAUUUAUGACUGAAACUGUGACUGCUCUGUAGAGCGAGGUGGCUGGCCUGCAUGAUGGCUGACAGUUGAUGUGCAUUCCUCCAGGGGCUGUAUAUAUCUAGCCAACGCAGUCCACAGCCUGACUGCCAUCCGGCAACAGCAUGCUCAACCGAUCGAGUCUGCGAACUGUACAUCAUCGCUUACCUUGAACCACAAUGCAGAUAUCCACCUAACUCACCAGUAGUACCAUAUCCAACCCAUUCCCCAAGCAC
Aspergillus ibericus CBS 121593 is the source of this 1139-nucleotide messenger RNA. RefSeq names its product DUF5315 domain-containing protein. The transcript has a single exon. NCBI's taxonomy places the organism in Eukaryota, Fungi, Ascomycota, Eurotiomycetes, Eurotiales, Aspergillaceae. The record is from RefSeq and is a predicted model, not a curated record. Bases 93 to 869 code for a protein of 258 amino acids.